UAGUUUCGUUACGCCUCUUUUAAUCUCUCCGCUCCUUCGUAUCCUCCCCUUCCAGUCUUCCACUCGUAAACCACUACCUGCGAUCUCCGCACCCGCGCUCACCGGCUCACCGCUAUCUACUCCGCAUCCGCCGGCCGCCGGCGAGCCCCUCCUCCUCCACGAUCCGUGCUUCCCCGGAGGCAACUCCAUGAAUUACAUCGACUCCAUCCCGCCCCUCAACGGAGGGAAUUACGAGUUAUGGCGAGAGAAGCUUGAGCUGGCGCUUGCGUUGUUAGAUAUUGAUCUGGCUAUCACUGAUCCCUGUCCCAUCGCUCCGGUAGACCCGGUGCAGGAAGAGAACGAGAGCGAUGAUGAUUUCAACGCUCGUGUGCGCAAUCAUGCACCAAUAAAAAUGAAGUAUGACCUAUACAAGGUAAAAUGGGAUCAAUCGAACCGCAAGUGUCUGAUGGUGAUUAAGAGCUCUAUUAUGGAUACAAUCAGGGGAGCAUUCCCAGCAUGUACCACCGCUACAGAGUAUCUUAGUAAGGUGGAGAGUCACUUUACUAUCUCUUCAAAGGCUUAUGCAUGCACAAUAAUUGAAAGGCUACUUACCGAUAAAUACACUGGCGGUGGAGUAAGAGAGCAUAUAUUGAAGAUGGCCAGCAUGGCUUCCAAGCUUAAACCUAUGGAAAUGGCGCUCCCAGAUGAGUUUCUGGUCUAUUUGAUUUUUGCCUCUCUGCCUAAAGAAUUUGAAGCUUUUGAGAUUAAUUAUAACUCACAACCAGACAAUUGGGGCAUUGAGAAACUGAUUGCCAUGUGUGUGCAAGAAGAGGAAAGAAUUAAGGCUUCACGUGGUGAUUCUAUCAACUAUGUUGGGAUAUAUAAGGCACAUGGCAAGGCUCCACAGAAUGAUCACCAUCUGAAAAAUAAAGAGGUGGACAAGAAUGAUUGCUACUGGUGCGAAAAGUCAGGGCAUCAUCAGAAGGAUUGUCCAUCCUUCCUGAAGCACUUGAUCAAUAAAGGGAUUCCAUACGAGGAGGACCCUUCAAAGAGGAGAAAGAUGCAUUAAAGUCGUCAAUGGUGUUGAUGAUGAAGUUGAAGUGAUAGAACUUCCAUUAUUAUUGAAUAAUAGCUUCAUUCUUCACUUGAAUAAUGUUCUCUAUGUAUCAUCUUUCCUGUCAUGCGAAUUUAAGCUCUCUAAUUUAUUAGAAAUAGAAAAAUAGAUCCUUUCAUGUAAUGAUAUCGUGAUAUUCCAUGUUACUCCUUUUUUGGGUCGAUGUAGAGACCUCCAUUGCAUA
Zea mays is the source of this 1277-nucleotide messenger RNA. RefSeq lists its product as uncharacterized. Lineage: Eukaryota; Viridiplantae; Streptophyta; Magnoliopsida; Poales; Poaceae. Bases 188 to 1048 code for a protein of 286 amino acids. Gene Ontology annotation, molecular function: zinc ion binding; nucleic acid binding. The record is from RefSeq and is a predicted model, not a curated record. The transcript is spliced from 3 exons.